Molecule: messenger RNA, 6506 nt
Organism: Ceutorhynchus assimilis (cabbage seed weevil)
Lineage: Eukaryota; Metazoa; Arthropoda; Insecta; Coleoptera; Curculionidae
Source: the annotation of a GenBank genome assembly
CGACGACGGACGCACCCCACCGCACUUCACAAUUUGCGUUGUUAAAAACGCGCGACGUAAAAGAGAAGCCCUCGCGUCACUCUCAAACACAUACUUGUUCACUCUUGUGUUGUUUUCGCUGAACUACUUGUUUGAUCGUAUUUGUUGCGUUAGAAUUUUUUUUUUGCAGAAGUGAUUGUGACCAAAGUUUUAGAAAUUCCCAAAUCCGGACUGGUGAAAAAUGAGCUUUUUCAACUCCCUCUCGGAAUAUGUCACCAAUAGCGUCGCUGGAUUAUCGCUCAGUCCCAAACGAUUCUCCCUUAGUCGCACAGACACUUCGGAAAGUUCGUCGGGACCGUCACCAUGUUCGCGUAGCAAUUCUGGUGACAGUAACACACCGGGAUUCCCGAAAGUACUACCCGCUCCCGGCGCUACUGCACUUGUGCAACGCAGGCGCAGUACUUUGGAAGCGCUAGUACCUACGCCGCCAGUGCGCAGGCCUGGAUCGUUUCGAGUCAGAUCGCCGAAGACUACGCCUGAAAGGCCUUCGAAUUUUUGUUGUAGGAGACAGAGUUGGCCUGAGGUUGAUCAUCAAGUUAGAUCAGGAGUUCAAGAUAUCGAUGGUUCAUACUUUGAAAGCUUCACAGUCCUAGCAUGGAAACAAGAAAACCAAAGACAAAGCGUUUUAAGAAACGCCGAAACCAUAGCGUCGGAAGCACCGCCGCCCGAACAAGAAUUAGGUAUCAAUCCCUUCGAGUACGGCGCCCAGCCGAACGAAAAGGACAAACUUUACGUGGAAAUGCUAUACACGAUCGCAAAUACGGUGGGGGCACCAGCUCCUGGAGGCCAAUACGCACAUUACAAAGAAGACUUGUACCUUUACGGCCAAAGGGCAUUUGGUACGCCCCCCGAUCGACACUACAGAAUGCUACAUGUAGCUGGAGAAGAACAACCACCGAUUGUUGUUUUGAGCGUCAUUGUUGUCGAAGCCGAAGGAUUGGAAGCAAAGGAUGCCAAUGGAUUCAGUGACCCUUAUUGCAUGCUGGGCAUUCAGCCCAUGGCGGCUCCGAGCUCUCCUCAGCCACUUACUCCCAAUCGCACUUUGUCCGAUGCCUGUUCGCCCUGCGGAGGCGUCGGGGGCGGUAUUGGGGACAUGAAUCACAGUAGCGCCGGAGAAAAACUGAGAAAACAUCAUAGCUUCAAGCUCAGCUUCAAGCGAAAAGAAGGUAGAGUCAGGGAGCACAGGGACAGUUUGGGCGGUGCACUCCCGGCCAAGUUUAUUAGGGCGACGUCAGUCAAACCUCACACCCUCAACCCGAAGUGGAACGAGAAAUUUCGUUUCGACAUUGACGACAUAAACAGCGAUUCUCUACACUUAGACAUUUGGGACCACGACGACGAAAGCUCAGUGUUAGAAGCUGUUAGCAAGCUUAAUGAAGUUAGAGGAGUUAGAGGCCUAGGGAGAUUUUUCAAGCAAGUUUGUCAAUCGGCUAGACAAAGUUCACAAGACGACUUUUUGGGUUGCGUUACUAUACCGCUCCAGGACAUACCGUCCACUGGUUUGGAGGGAUGGUUCAAAUUAGAUGCCAGAUCACAAAGAAGCAGUGUCCAAGGGAGAAUUCGGCUCAAAAUGUGGCUGUCGACAAGGGAGAACCGCGGAGUGGCGGACGACGAUAAUUGGACCGAACUCACACAGCACGAAAGUUUGUAUGCAACUUUUGUGGAUUACGAACUGAGAAAUUGGAACCGCGAAACUUGGACUUGGAGCGGCGACUUACCCGGACCGGCACUAACUAUUUUACAUCAGCACGCUGUACAGGGCGACUUAACCGAACUUCAGACUGCCCUGGCUCGGUUUGUGGCCGCGUCCCGGGUGUACCUUAAGAGCCCUUUGGAUCCACGCUGGAUGCUGCAAUUACUAACCGAUAUCGAGGAUUCCUGGAACAAUUUCACUCUCACCAGGGAAGAGGAAAUGUGGCUGGCGGAAAAGUAUACCGCUAUGCAGGAAAGGUGGCUGCAAGAAUUGCGUCAUCAUCGUCAACUCUUUCCUGCCCUACACCCGCCGUCUUUAGCCAGAUUGGAAUAUUUGCUUAGGUGUUUAGCUUACAUGGCAAAUAUGAAAUCUUUCUGGAAAUGCUGCCCGUUCAACAAAGAAAUAAGAGGUGAAAUAGUGGCAACGUUACGUAAAGGAACUCCCGAAUGGUUUAAUGGCCUAAAAAACGUCCUAAUGAAUCCAGAAGAAUACGACACCACGUUCGUACAUUUUUGUUCGGAGGUUUACGUUCAAUUAAAACACGGACUGAAUCAUUACCAUCCUUUAUUUGAAGGGACUAACGGGAUACCCUACUUCAGUGUAGUGUUCAAGCAAAUCGAUAAAUUGAUGGCGGACGAAGUUAUCAAUUUCCUGAACCAAAACGAACAUCCCGACGCGGCCUACAGUAGACUGAUUUUUUCUAUUUACAUGGAAGUUAAUGAUGUGGCAACGUUUCAUCAAAAUCUACCUUCCGGAGGCGACCAUAAGCUACUACUUGUCAGGUGCCACGAAUGGUUCGAACCUUCUGUUAGCCACUGGUUGAGUGUUUGUAAAGGAAAAGCUUUACAGAGGGUCAGAACCGCAGUGGAUCUUCAAAAACCUUGCGAAGGCGAAAAACUAGUGAAACACAGCUCGUCAGCUGUGGACGUUGUAGCUAUGUUUUGUCAGCUACGGGAUUUUUGGCGACUUCUCCAAUGGCCUAAAGCGCACUCCGUGUGCCUUCUCUCGCAAUUAUUGGACUGCAUUUGUUCGGCUGCUCUCUUAUACGCAGACAUCACCUACCAAGGACUAAUGGAGACUGGCUACUUCGAUAGGUUGGGUCCGUUUAGGAUAUGCGACGAAAUGUGUAUAGCUUCGAAUAAUUUAGAAUAUGUGUAUAAAUUUGUAUCAUUGUUAGAAAACUACUUCGAUUUUGUAACUCUGGAAACUCUGGCUUCCGAAAUGCACUUUGCAACUCUGACCAAUCAAUUAGAUAGUACUUUAAGUCAAUUCCAAGUAAGGAUUACGGAUAUUUUGAAACGUGUUGGACCACAAAUGCAAGAAGCACUAAGGAAAGCUAUGUUUCAUGUAGCUUGGUCACCCGACACUUUACCAACCCAACAAGCCGUAGAUCCUCUAUUUGACUAUCUGCAUACACAUCUAAAGGGCUUAAAUGUGUCACUGCUACCACAAAAUUUCCAAAAAGUUUUAACUGAAGUAUGGGAAUACACCUUGGCGGAACUUAGCCAUCAAAUGGAUGGCGGAGCCUCUAACGACGACCUACCAGCGAUGUUCCACGAGCGUUUGCAUUCCGCUCUGGAACUUAUGGUGGAUUUCUUCCAUGCAGAAGGUCAAGGGUUAAGUACCGAAAUACUUCAUUCGGCUACAUUCUGUCAAAUCGAACAAAGACUUCAAUAUCACAGGACUGACACUGAGAAAUUAAUGGAAAUAUUUUAUAAUCAAAGAUUACAGGAACAAUAUAACACUACAUCGAGUCCUUAUGGCAAUUUGGCUGUUAGGGCGUAUUUUAAUCAUGAUUCUUUAUGUGUUGAGAUUCUUCAUGCUCGUGACAUUAUCCCUCUAGACCCGAAUGGUUUCAGUGAUCCUUUUGUAAUACUAGAACUACUUCCCAAAAGAAUAUUCGCUCAUUGUAACGAACAACAGACCAAUGUACACAAAAAAACACUACACCCAAUUUUUGAUGAAUGUUUCGAGUUUAGUGUUACUCUGGAACAAUGCAAAUCUCCUGGAGCUAUGGUAGCAUUUACAGUGAUGGACCAUGAUGUAUUAACAGCUAACGAUUUUGCCGGCGAAGCUUUUCUAGCUUUGGGCGCCAUAUCAGGUGUGGCGGAAAAUUCAUCCGCUGAUAAUUUCCACGGACUGAAACCUAUGGAUUUGGUUCUAAUGCAGCAACAUAAUAAAAAUCAUCCCAUUCUUCAAAUACUGGAAUCCAGAGCAAACGACAGAUUGGCAGUGGAAUUUGUCCGGAAACAAAAAUUAAGAAUAGCUGGAAAAUAGGUUUAAGGAUGGUGUACUUCAUAAUUAUUAAUGUUUGAAAAUUAGUAGUUUUUCAAAACUGUUUGAGAAGCUACCAAAUAAUAAGUGUAAGUAUAUUUCAACAAAACAAUUCAUAUACAGGGUGUCCCACAAGGUUUUGCCCAAGUGAUCGCAUCAUGGAAUGUUACACUUUGUAAUUUUUAAUCAUUUUCGUCAACUGAACUGAAACGAAAGUUGUGGAAUUGGAUGACACAUGCACAAAGGUUUACCCAGAUCCUCAAAAUCCCAAUUACAUUAGAUGGCACGUUUCGAAGUUAUCACCUGGUUAAAUCGUCAUGGGACACUCUGUAUAUUUGAUUUUAUGUUGAAAAAAACCAUAUAUGUGUGCUAUCUAGUUUUUGUACUCCCUUCCAUACUACUUAAUGUGAAUGUUUAAUCUAUAAUUAUAUUUUUUCUACUAAGAGUAUGUCACAUUUGACAAAAAAAAAACAAUUUUCGACUUCUCUAACGCACUGACUAAGAAAAAAUUGUUCUCUAUGUAAAUAGGUUUUUGUGUCUUUUCUUACUGGAAAAAUCUUAGUUCAUCUUAGAAUUUAGGGCUUGAUGGUGUAUCUCAUAAUCUCAUCCAAUUUGCUGGAACAAGAUUUGCAUCCUUUAUCUAUUUUAAUGUAAUAGAUAAAUGUGCAAAUGCAAAUGUUCUCUAUGUUGUAGUAAAUUUACAUUGUUUGGUAUAAUCUUUAAAAACAUAUUUCUGUUAUUCCAUAUAGAAAAUGUUGUUAUGAUUAUUGAAUUUAAUUAUUGUUAAAGAAAUAUAGCUGAUUUUAGUUUAUAUUUGCUUACUUUGAUUGGAAAUUUCAAAUUCAGUGGUAUAAACUAAGCUGAAACUGUAUACCUUUGUUGUUAUACCCUAUAGAAAAAUUAUAUUACCUAUGCACUUGUGGACAAAAUUAUCGAUAUCUAUAGAUUUCAAAUGGCUAUCAAUCUAACCUGAACAGUUUCAAUUCGAAAAAAAUUAGGCCUAAAUAUGAUGUUCCAUCUGCACCACAUACUCAGAUUACUAGUGAAUAAAGUGACUUGAUUCAUAGAUAAUUUUGUUCACAAUCAUAUUAUUAAAAAAAUCAUGCUGACAAUCCUUAAAAUAUUAUCAACUGUUAACUUUAUCAUAUCGGGCUUUAUAUUAUAUUGAAGCACACAUUUUAUAUAAAAUCCAUCUUUGAAAAAAACCCCAAAAAAAAUUACUUAUGCAGAAAUUUUGUACAUGACACGCACAAACUCAACACAAAUAUUAACUUACCAUUAUUGAAAUCAAAAUUCAGCAACACAUAAGGCCAUUGAUAAAUGCAUAUCUCAAAAAAAAAAACUGGUUUACAUACAUACAGGGUGUUACUUUUACAAUCAAAUCUGAGCUUUUUUCAAAUAUUUAUAUAUCUACAGCUUCUCUAUUUGAAACAUAUACCUGCUUAUCUUUAGCUUUCUAUUGAAAAUGCAGAUUUAUAUGAAACCAAGUGUCAAACAGAGAAGAUAAAAUAGUUUUGAGAUCUGAAAUUAUUGAACCAAGUCAGAAUUUAAAUAAAUUUAUCAAAAAUGUACGUCCAAAUUUUCAAAAUUAUUUUAUGUUCUCUGUAUAUAAAUAAGAAUAUUAUAUAGCUUGUUACCUACAACAUAAUACAUAUUUAUAAUAUGGCAAAGAUAUAUUACACAUAUAAGAGUUAAUUUUAUAUACUUAAGAAAGUAGCUUACCCAAUCCAAUAUUUUUAAAAAAUUUUAAGGGUUAAUCUAUUCGGUUUUAGAUUCGCAAAUCAAUCAGUAACAAAUAUGGCUGAAUAAUUUGUGAUUCUUUUAAAUGAAUAUUUAAAUUUUGGUUGUGAAAAAAUAAAUAAAAAUAAACUUACUUAAAUGUUUUUCGUUUAAAUUCUCAGUUAUUCAAUCAAUGUCAAUUCAAAAUAGAAGUAUUGUAUGUGUAAACUGAUUAUAUUUUAAUUGUACCUAAAUGUGAUAUAAAUACCUACCUAUUUCAUCUUUGUCUAAAAUAAACUCAAAAAAAGUUAAUUUAUUUGUAGUUUUAUUUAACAAUAUUAAUAUACAAACUACUAUAUGACAAAUUACUAUCAAUCUUCAUACCCAUAAUAAUACCCAUCCUGGAAAGCUCUGUGCAUAUCCAAACUAUUCCUCCUCAGCCUCCUACCCAAAGGUUCCAAAUCAUUAUAGCACUUAGAAAACACCCGUUCAAUAGCUUCCAUUGCUUGCUCUCUAGUCACAUCCCUGACAGCUAGCAUAGAACUUAGGGCUUUGUUUCUCACACAAUAUUGGUGUGUGUCCCGGAACUUGAAAAUCGACGUAUCUCCAUUCAGCCAGGCAGAUACAAAACUGCAAUGGACCAAGUUUGCCGCUCUGAUUUCCGUGCAAGCUAAAUGAUCCAGGUUUUUGAAGUCCAAGUUGUUUCUGCAGUAGUCGAACAUGUGGAUGAGUUCGUGGGUCAAGACGCCUUGGAUUGCGCUUUCUUUGAAGGUAUUGUUAU